UGUUUCUGUGGAGCAGCGUUUCGUUUGGUGUGGAGCAAUUCUGUUAUUUAACAUAGCUCUGGCAAGCGCAAUGUUAGCUUGCAUCACAAUUGUUGUUGUCUACGCCAUACACACAAUUCUGUGGAAUUUUUAGUUUAAUAGCAAUUGACGAUCUACGACCAGACUUGCCCAAGUUUGGAAUAUAUUCUGCCUAACACGCUUCCCCUUCCGUAGCAAAUAAGCAAACGAAACAAAAUGGUAGUUGGACUUCUGGUGCGCUGCGGUGUAGUCGCUGGCGCUGUCUACUACACCCACCAGGCUGGCGUCUGGGGGACCACGGACGAAACGGAUAAGCUAUACAAAAAUGUGAAGGCACAGCUGACUCCCUAUGUGCAGCAGGCAAAAGAGCGGCUCCCUUUCGACGUGCCCGAACUGCCAAGGGUGGGCGAGAUGCGCUUCCUGGCCAAACACUACUACAACGAGGGCGUCAAGAGCUCCUUUCGGUUUGUCCACAUGCUGCCCUGCUAUGCGGGCCGAGGCCUCAAGAAGGUGAAAGAUACAAUUGAGGAAUUUGCCAAGGCACCCGCGAUUAACGCCAGCAGCGAGAAGCCGGCGACGGAAACGGCGUCAAAGUAGUCCAAUAGAUGCUCUGGCUAUCUAUUCAGUAGAAGGCUGUUUUCAUGUGUUAGUUCAUAGCUAGUCUAUUGAAUACUAUGUUUAUAUACCAUUUCACACCCAAGACAAUUGUCGAGUAGCUCUGCGUGGAGUUGAAGAUGUCGAAAGCAAUUGUUUGCUAUAAAAUAAUUAUUUACCUCUUUUUUGUGUGGAAUACUUAGGCGCAUUGCGCUCGUUCUUCUAUUCUAGCAAUAAACAAUAUUAUGUCUUAAGCGUGAAAGCCGCCUAGAAAACUUA
Molecule: messenger RNA, 891 nt
Organism: Drosophila montana
Lineage: Eukaryota; Metazoa; Arthropoda; Insecta; Diptera; Drosophilidae
Gene: QIL1
Product: QIL1
Exons: 2
Coding region: 235-615 (126 amino acids)
Biological process (GO): cristae formation
Cellular component (GO): mitochondrial crista junction; MICOS complex
Source: RefSeq, a predicted model, not a curated record